Molecule: messenger RNA, 1160 nt
Organism: Dreissena polymorpha
Lineage: Eukaryota; Metazoa; Mollusca; Bivalvia; Myida; Dreissenidae
Exons: 4
Coding region: 250-660 (136 amino acids)
Source: RefSeq, a predicted model, not a curated record
GAAACUUGCCCUUUAGGAUGCUUUGAUCACAAUUGUAACAAAUUAGAUGGAACAUGUGAGGCAAAUGGAUCACGAACAUCUGGGUGCAAAGAUGGGUUUUGGAAUGCACGUUGCACUGAACGUUGCCGCGAUAAAUGCCAGUUUUGCAACCAAACUAAUGGGGAAUGCCUCACAUGUCUAACAACGAAUGUCUAUGGAUGUAAUUGUGAUUUUGAAUGCAGCAAGCACUGCCUUAACCAGUCAUGUUCCAUGAAUGGUGAAUGCAAUCUGGGAUGUGCCACCCAUUUCUUUGGUAGGAAGUGUGAUACUCCGUGUCCAGAAAACUGUGCUGAGAGAGGACUUAGCUCACGUUGUUCCAAUGACAACGGAACGUGCAUGUUCGGAUGCAGAGAUGGAUUCAUCGGGGCAACAUGUGCACAAGUUAUUGCAGUAACUGCAGAAGUUGGUAAAGAUGCUAGCGGCCAUACUGCGGCAGCUAUCGGAGGAGGCGUGGCGUCCGUUGUCAUUGUUCUUGCAAUUGUAUUGAUACUGAUGGUGAUAUAUAUUCACAAAAGGCGCAACAAGCAUGACCAAACAUCUGACUAUGAAACAACGCAAAGAUCUGAGAGUGGGUCCACGGAUAUUCACCUGUAUUCUGGGCUGCAUGGGAAUAAUAUUUAACAGAACACUUCCCAGAAUGUCACAUAUGUACGGCGUUGACCAGAACCAUGUAACCGUUGGAAACCGUGAUGGAGCAAGUUUCACUCGAAAAACAUACACAAUAUUUAAUGCUCAUAAGAUGUGUCCGAUUGCGAGCGACGUGUAUUGACAUUUAAACAUGGUUGGUUUGCAACGAUUACAGCAUUAGUCACCGAUUGAAAUUUGAUUUUGUGUUGACAAUUAGCUAAACAAAAAUACAGAUUUAUGCGUUUUACAAUUGGCGAUGAAUUCGAACAUGUGAUAUGAAAAGCUUUACUUAGUAAGUACAAUUUCUUGAUAAUUGAUAGGCAAUCAGUAAAAAAUAAAUCAAUUAAGUUUAUUGAAGUUCAUUGCAAGCUUUUAUUAGAUGAAAAAUAUAUAUGCACAAAUAAAGGGCAACAAAUGCGAAUUGGUGCAUACUGAGAAUAAUAAUGUAAAGUGAAUGAAAUGGUACCCUAAUAACUACCAUAUGAUAGAACAGU